This is a messenger RNA of Scomber japonicus (chub mackerel), 1437 nucleotides long. It is a transcript of the gene rnf215, whose product is annotated as ring finger protein 215. The record is from RefSeq and is a predicted model, not a curated record. Gene Ontology annotation, molecular function: ubiquitin protein ligase activity. The transcript is spliced from 10 exons. The coding region runs from base 100 to 1191 and encodes 363 amino acids. Lineage: Eukaryota; Metazoa; Chordata; Actinopteri; Scombriformes; Scombridae. Gene Ontology annotation, biological process: ubiquitin-dependent protein catabolic process.
AACACCUCUCCAGAAAUGACGGGUGACAGCUGAUUAGGUUUGAGUAUUUUAGACAGUUUUCAGCUGUAUUUUCUCUCCGUGUUGUUGUUUCAUCGGACCAUGGCUGCAGCUGGUUAUCUCCGGUUAAUCCUGCCUCUCCUCCCGCUGCUGUGCCCGGGGUUGCAGCCGCCGGUGGAGGCGGCGGAGCAGGUCGCUCUGGUGGAGGUGUUCGUGGAGCAGCGGCCCGGUGUCAGCGCUCUGCUGCAGGGGGAAGUGGUGGAGUCCAGCCCGGGCAGCUGGAGCUCCGAGCACCGGGACGAGGAGGGAGAGGAGCUGCAGGGAGAGCUGGUGCUGGUUCGGGAUGACAAGCUGCAGGUGAGCGGAGGAAAAGUGGAGGACGACACCAAAGAGCAGGAGCCGUGGAUCGGAGUGGUGCCGGUGGAGAUGGACGACAGCAAAGCUUCUACUGGAAACCAGGAGUCCUUCACUGAUGCUAUGGUCAAUAAAAUGAAGCGAGCGUUGGUCCUCGGAGCGUCGGCGCUGAUCAUCCUGGCUCUCAACCAAAACUCAGUCAGUGAGAUGGAUCUGUCUCAGGUGCUGUCGAAGCCCAUCAUCGUGAUCCAGACAUCUGAAAACGUCACCAAGCUGAUCGGAGCUCUGCUCAGGGGUCUUCAGGCGACAGCGAAAAUCACAUAUAAGACCAUCCUGCAGGACAAUCUGGGGGCCACGCUCACGCUGUGGUCCAGCUGCGGCCGGUCGAGAGGAGGACGUUACGGAGAGUGGCAGGGGGUCAUCUGCACGGGAGAGACCAACUCUCAGGUCCAGAAGUACCUCCAGCAGCUGUGGGACACGGUCCUCCUCGUGGCUCUGAUCCUCAGCACCGGAGUCAUCGUCCAGGCCCGCUGGCAGUACCAGGACCACCAGCUGAACGACGACUUAGAGUUGCUUCCUAAACAGGACGUUCUGAAGACGAUGUCGUCUCUGAAGACCAAAACCUACCGGCAGCCCAAACCGUGGUGCGAUCCGUCCCAGCCGGUAGAGACCGACAACUGCGCCGUCUGUCUGGAGCCGUUCAACAACAACCAGUGUCUGCGGGUGCUGCCGUGCCUCCAUGAAUACCACAGAGACUGUGUGGAUCCCUGGCUGCUGCUGCAGCACACAUGUCCGCUCUGCAAACGCAGCAUCCUCAGCAGCGUCUGUAAGGACAGUUAACGGCCGCCUCACCUCUGGGACUCACCUCUCGUCUUCUGUGACACUCCAGUAGCCCUUUUAUUCUUUCUCUCUGACCUCGUCGCUUCCUCACUCCAGCGAUGGAUUGUGGGAGCAAAAAUUUAAAAAAAAAAAAACUUCUCACAGCAGCUGACUGACCGAGGCGACGACUUGGGACUUUUUUUUAUUAAAGAGCCAGUCCAGGGAUGAUCGUGACCUUUGACCUCUUCGUGGGGUUGUUGGACACAG